Molecule: messenger RNA, 609 nt
Organism: Caenorhabditis angaria
Lineage: Eukaryota; Metazoa; Nematoda; Chromadorea; Rhabditida; Rhabditidae
Source: the annotation of a GenBank genome assembly
AUGUUGAAACUUCUCGCUCUCCUCUCGAUCUUCGCCACAGUUUGCUCAAUAAAAUUCAAUUUGGGUGCUCAAAAUGCGAUCGUAAAUCGACACAACAGUCUUCGAACUCGAAUUGCAAACGGAAUUCUCGAUAUAAACGGCGUGCAACACGGUCCAGCUUCAAAUAUCCGACUUCUUCGCUGGAACAAUACACUAGCCAGAACUGCAGAGAUCCACGCGAAUUCUAAACCAACUGGUCAUUCGAAAGGUGCAAUAAAUGGUGAAUAUGGUGAGAAUCUUUGGUGGGCUACGAAAUCUUCGCCAAUUCUAAAUCCCCAUAAUUCUGGAGCAACAGCUUGUGAAGCAUGGCAAUCGGAAUUGACGAAACAUGGAUGGCCAACUAAUUUGUAUUCGAAGAAUAUUGCAAGAGCCACACAGAUGGCUUGGGCGGAAACUGAUCAAAUUGGAUGUGGUGCAGCGGUUUAUAAAGAGGGAAAGGUGUAUAAAAUUGCGAUUGUUUGUCAGUAUACACCAAAGGGAAAUCUACCGGGGAUGGCGGUUUAUAAGAAGGGACCGACUGGAAAGGAUUGUAAAUUUAAAAUUGUUCAGGGUUUGUGUACCAAAAUGUGA